This is a messenger RNA of Suhomyces tanzawaensis NRRL Y-17324, 800 nucleotides long. RefSeq lists its product as uncharacterized. Gene Ontology annotation, biological process: maturation of 5.8S rRNA; regulation of gene expression. The coding region runs from base 25 to 564 and encodes 179 amino acids. The transcript has a single exon. Gene Ontology annotation, cellular component: nucleolus; exosome (RNase complex). Lineage: Eukaryota; Fungi; Ascomycota; Pichiomycetes; Serinales; Debaryomycetaceae. The record is from RefSeq and is a predicted model, not a curated record. Gene Ontology annotation, molecular function: RNA binding; DNA binding.
CGACAACCUCAUAAUCCCCCCAAGAUGGAGAACUUAGAUAACGUACGGCUCUAUAUCAAGUCGCUAGACAACACCGUGGACCUGCUUCAGGAGUCGCUUGAGCCUAUUCUCAAAAAGUCACUCGAUGAAUUAAUUGCAGGAGUCCCUAGCGAUAACCACAUCGAUAAAAUCAAGAUAUACAACAACUAUGCAUACACCCUUAUCUCGUUGAUGUUCUCCUACCUCAAGAGUGUAGGGGUCAAUACCGAGGGUCACCCUAUUAUGGAUGAAUUAACCAGAAUCAAAACGUACAUGAAGAGACUCAAAGAUCUCGAGACCGGAGCCAAGGGCCAGGAAGACAAAGAUAAACAGGACGCCGAAAAAGCUAAAGAGUUCUUACAGAAUGCAUUGGGGACAAGAGCUAAUGGUGGCGGAGCCGCAGCUAGUGAUGGAAUGAAAGGUCCUGCCAUCAGUAGCGUCAACUUCAAAGGCACCCACACAAGGUUUGAACUGGAGGCCAACGAACAAAAGGGUAAGCCAGGAAAAGUAACCAAACCAAAGAAGAAGAAGAAAAGUAAGGACUAGGUUCAAGGCUUUAUUGAUCUUUAGUAAUACAUCGGCGACUCGUCAGGUUUCCGCUUGUUGGUCAAGAAAAUCCAUGGGGUAGUCUACCAAAUCCGAAUGCUAGAUUUACUUCCUUAGUCAGCAUUUGCUGUAAUAUACCUAGGCAUUUUACGGAGUUGAGAUGCCAGUUACAACACUAUUUUACAUAGAUUUAUACGGAAACGAAACCCGGGGGGUAAUAAACGUUUAUCAUUGGA